AUGGUAGAAGAAAAUGGGACCGGCGGUUCAGUUGACGCCCUCGUCUCGCAGGGUACUGGCAGUCCUAUCGUUGUCACGUCGGUGCACUCAGUCAUCCAGGCGAACCAACAGUCAGUCAUCCAGACUGCAACGCAAGGUACCAUGCUCACCAAAGGCAAUGUUAUAUUGUUAAGCAAGCCGAAUUCAGUUAUACAAACCCCUCAAGGAAAUAUACAAACUCUUCAGGUAGUUGUUGAAGCUGGUAGUGAUGAAAGCUUAUCGGCAAACGAGGAUAGCCCCAAAAGAGUACGCCACGAUGCUUUAACGAGAAGGCCGUCUUAUCGGAAGAUCUUGAAUGAUAUCGCAGGCGGAAAAGUUGAAUCAUCCGGUUCAGAUUGUGAUUCAAAUCUUGACAGUGAAUUAUCUUCAAAUUCAUUGUCUGCUCAUUACCAAACUAUUCCUCCAGCAAUUCAGUUAAAUAGCCAAGGUGAAAUGCAUAAUAUACCAACAUUAACAAUGUCAAAUGCAACUUCCACUGGUGGUGGUACUAUAUUGCAGUAUGCGAGUCAGGAUGGACAAUUUUUUGUACCUGUUGUUACCCAAGGAGGGAGUUCCACUUUAAAUACAAGUUCUUUGGUACCUGAAGACCAAGUUAAAAAACGUGAAAUGAGGCUAUUAAAAAAUAGAGAAGCAGCAAGAGAAUGUAGACGAAAAAAGAAAGAAUAUAUUAAAUGCUUGGAAAACCGAGUAUCUGUAUUAGAAAAUCAGAAUAAAGCACUAAUUGAAGAGUUAAAAGCGCUAAAAGAACUUUAUUGCCAAACAAAGACUGAAUAG
This is a messenger RNA of Macrosiphum euphorbiae (potato aphid), 813 nucleotides long. Lineage: Eukaryota; Metazoa; Arthropoda; Insecta; Hemiptera; Aphididae. The record is from the annotation of a GenBank genome assembly.